AUGCCUUGCCGUUGCUACAUCGUCCCCCCUCAUCUUUUGCGUGGCAUUGCCGACAGCCAAAGCAACCCAGAACACAUUCGCAAAGCGGCUCAGGCCUCGCUCGCAGCUCAUGACAGAAUCACUAGUCUGCGAAAGGAGCGUCUCGCCGCCUUGACGACUCCUCGUGGCUAUCAAAACAGCCGCCCUGUCAACUUUCAGCCUCAGCACAUCAUCCCUGACGCCUUGCUUCGCCAUAUUUCCGAGUCAGAUCAGGUUGAUGAAAGCACUCGCACCCGUGCCAGGCGAGAUCUGAACCACCUCCAGCAGAUCCUCGGAAGAGUCCAGGCCUCCCAGCAAGGUGAAUCGUCGAAUCAGUCUCUCGGUGCUGCAGCAGACGCAGACAAGGACAAGGACAAGGACAAGGACUCUCCCAAAGACGCCCCAUACCGCGCCAUUCAUGACGCCCAGAACAGCAACGACGAGAGUGAUCUUCCAGGGAAGCUUGUUCGCUCUGAAGGGCAGGCAAAGACCAAGGAUAAGGCUGUCAACGAGGCGUACGACAAUGUGGGUAUCGUCUUGGAGUUCUACAAGAAGUAUUUCAAGUGGCUUUCCAUCGACAACAAGAACAUGGAUAUCAUCAGCACUGUUCACUUUGGAAAACGCUACGAAAACGCCUUCUGGGAUCCCGAGAAGCUGCAGAUGGUCUUUGGGGAUGGUGACGAAUUUCUCAACAACUUCACCGGGUGCAUCGAUGUCAUCGGACACGAGCUGACCCACGCAGUCACGGAACACACCAGUCCUCUUGACUACUACGGUCAGUCUGGUGCUCUGAAUGAGCACAUUUCUGAUGUCUUUGGCAUCAUGGUCAAGCAAAAGGUUCAAGACGAAAAGUCAGAUGCGGCGGACUGGCUCGUUGGUGAAGAUUGCAUUCUUCCCGGCGUCAAAGGCACAGCCUUGAGGAGCAUGAAGGCGCCCGGAACCGCCUACGAUGAUCCACGUUUUGGCAAAGAUCCACAGGUUGCUCACAUGAAGCACUUCAAGACCAUGUUUGAGGACAAUGGUGGAGUCCACAUUUUCUCUGGGAUUCCCAACAAAGCCUUCCACCUUGCCUCGGUCGCAUUUGGCGGAUACUCUUGGGAGAAGGCAGGCAAGAUCUGGUGGGAGGCGAUGAAGUCUGGCAAGGUCCCUUCCAAGUGCACGUUCAAGCAGUUUGCCGAUGUUACAGUCGACUGUGCCAAGGAUCUUUACGGAGAGUCUGCUGCAAAGAAGGUCAAGAAGGCAUGGAAUGAUGUCGGCGUCACUGGAAAGGACUCAGAGCCAGUGCCAGACAAUUGGUGCAACAUCGCCUGA
Messenger RNA from Fusarium keratoplasticum, 1329 nucleotides. RefSeq lists its product as uncharacterized. NCBI's taxonomy places the organism in Eukaryota, Fungi, Ascomycota, Sordariomycetes, Hypocreales, Nectriaceae. The transcript has 4 exons. The record is from RefSeq and is a predicted model, not a curated record. The coding region runs from base 1 to 1329 and encodes 442 amino acids. Gene Ontology annotation, molecular function: metalloendopeptidase activity. Gene Ontology annotation, biological process: proteolysis.